AACCAGUAUAACAUGAUGUCAACCCUUAUGCGCAACAACUCUGGCUUUGGAUGGGACCCAAUUGGAAAAACUUUCACUGCUCAUGAGGAUGUAUGGAAAGAUUACUUAAAGUCCCACCCAAGUCACAGCAAACUUCGAGGAAAAAGUAUGGUUGAUUAUGAGUAUUUGAAGAUCGUUGUUGGGGGUGGAGUUUCUAGCGGGAAUAAUUCUAUAUCAGUCGAUCCAGAUGAUACUGAUGCAACAACUUUUGAGCCAGAAAAUAGAACUGUUGGGAUAGAAGAAUUUUCAUAUGAUCCUAAUAGUGAUACAUUCAUAACACCAAAUAACUAUGAACCAGCAUAUCAGCCUCCAUCACCAAACCAACCAAGUCCACCAUCCCACCCCCUUUAGAUUCAGAGGUUCCCAUAGAAAAACAAAACUGUCACAAGCGAAGGAGAUCCGAGUAUGGAGGGAGUUCAAGCGCUGUUGGGAUCAACAAUCAAGGCAACGUUCUGGAAAAUCUUUCUGUUGGCAUUGGGACUAUUGCUGUGAAUUUUGAAAAAAUAUCCAACAUGAUGGAGAAAAGAGAAAAAGAUAGAGAUAGAGAUAUAGAGCUCGAGGGUAUU
Messenger RNA from Glycine soja, 605 nucleotides. RefSeq lists its product as uncharacterized. The transcript has 2 exons. Bases 13 to 390 code for a protein of 125 amino acids. The record is from RefSeq and is a predicted model, not a curated record. Lineage: Eukaryota; Viridiplantae; Streptophyta; Magnoliopsida; Fabales; Fabaceae.